Boleophthalmus pectinirostris (great blue-spotted mudskipper) is the source of this 1159-nucleotide messenger RNA. It is a transcript of the gene nup37, whose product is annotated as nucleoporin 37. The transcript is spliced from 10 exons. Gene Ontology annotation, molecular function: protein binding. Lineage: Eukaryota; Metazoa; Chordata; Actinopteri; Gobiiformes; Gobiidae. The record is from RefSeq and is a predicted model, not a curated record. The coding region runs from base 101 to 1087 and encodes 328 amino acids. Gene Ontology annotation, cellular component: nuclear pore outer ring.
GCAUGUCGUACCCGGAAGUAGGUUGAACAACUCCAUAUGCGCGCACCACUCAAAACGAUAGCAAUAAAACUCAUUAUUGGAAGCUUCAAGGAUAAAAAGAAUGGGUACAGUGCACGAAGACAGUAGUCGUAGCCCCAGCUACACUGUGUCAUGUGAUGACUAUGUUAAUGUUGUUGAAUUCAACCCAUUCCCUUCUGGGACCCCAGCAUCUCUUUUAGCUUAUGGUGGAAACCAAUAUGUAGUAGUUGGAACUUGCCUCUUUCAGGAGGAGGAUUUGGACAUUGAAGGUGUCGAAUUUACUGUUCUUCGAGCUUUUCAUCAUGAAGUGCGUGUUGAUGCUCUUGCUUGGAGUCCAGAGUCUCACCUGGACAGAAUUCCCCACAUCAGAUUCUGCACUGCUGCAGCUGACAGAAGACUACGCCUAUUGACUUCAGAUCUUCAGGACAAGCAUGAAGUCAAGAUGAUGGAAGGCCACACAAGCUACAUUAACCAUUUGGUGUUUGAGCCAACUGAGGGCAAACAAAUUGCCUCCGUCAGUGAUGAUCACACUUGCAGGGUGUGGGACUUAGAUGGAAAUGAAAGCGCUACACUCAGACUUCGCUCUCCAGGCAUUAGUGUGUGCUGGCAUCCUGAAGAAGUAUUUAAAUUAAUGGUGGCAGAAAAGAAGGGCACAAUACGUUUCUAUGAUUUGGUUACCCAGCAGGCCAUUCUCUCAUUGGAUUGUGGCCAGGCACCGCUAAUGUCAGCUGAUUGGUGCCUUACCAACACCAUUAAAGUCGGAGCUGUGGCUGGAAAUGACUGGCUCAUCUGGGACAUAGCUCGCUCCAGUUAUCCAAAUGAGAAAAGACCUGCCCAUAUAGAUAAAGCAUGCCUAUUCAAGUGGUCACGAGCAAAUGAAAAUCUCUUUGCAACCACUGGAUGUCCUGGAAAGAUCAGUAGUCAGCUGCUUAUCCAUCACCUGGGACAUCCACAGCCUGUAAUGAUUGGAUCAGCAGCAGUUGGAUCAGGCCUCAGCUGGCACCGCACUCUCCCACUCUGUGUGAUUGGUGGGGACAGGAAGCUUUGCUUUUGGAUGACUGAAAUGUAACUAUCCCCUUAAAACUGUUCCUGAUCUCUUAUUAUUGCUUUAUAUAAUAAAGUAUUUUUCAACAUUGUAUAA